This is a messenger RNA of Sceloporus undulatus (fence lizard), 951 nucleotides long. RefSeq names its product olfactory receptor 2D3-like. Gene Ontology annotation, molecular function: olfactory receptor activity; G protein-coupled receptor activity. Gene Ontology annotation, cellular component: membrane. The transcript has a single exon. Lineage: Eukaryota; Metazoa; Chordata; Lepidosauria; Squamata; Phrynosomatidae. Gene Ontology annotation, biological process: G protein-coupled receptor signaling pathway. Bases 1 to 951 code for a protein of 316 amino acids. The record is from RefSeq and is a predicted model, not a curated record.
AUGGGAUCUGAGAACCUCACCUUUGUCUCAGAGUUCAUCUUGAUGGGGCUCUCCAACCACCACAAUACACAGAUUCUUCUCUUUGUGGUAAUCCUUAUCGUCUACACAAUCACUCUCGUGGGGAACCUGGUGAUCAUCAUGCUGGUGCAGACAGACCCCCGUCUCCAUACUCCCAUGUACUUCUUCCUAACCCAUCUCUCUGGCUUGGAGAUCUGUUAUGUUUCCAGCACUGUGCCCCAGAUGCUGGCUCACCUCCUAUCUGGCAACAGAACAAUCUCAUUCACACGUUGUGCAGCCCAAAUGUACAUUGCUUUAUCCUUAGGCAGCACUGAAGGUCUUCUCCUUGGUGCCAUGGCCUACGACCGCUACUUGGCAAUCUGCCGUCCCCUGCUUUAUGCCGUUCUCAUGGACAAGCGUUGGCAACUAAAGCUUGCCACAACUUCUUGGGUUGGUGGUUUCCUGCUCUCUGUUAUGAAUGUGGGCUGCACCCUUCGCCUCCCUUUCUGUGGCCCCAACCACAUCAACCAUUUCUUCUGUGAGCUGCCAGUGGUUCUAAAACUGGCAUGUGCUGACACCCAUUCCACUGAAGCUGUAAUUUUCGGGGCAGCAGUACUGAUCCUCUUAGUUCCCCUUUCUGUCAUCCUGAUCUCCUAUGGACUCAUCCUGUCAUCUGUGUUACAAAUGCAGUCAGCAGCCGGGCGGAGCAAGGCUUUCUCCACAUGUGCUUCCCAUCUGGCAGUGGUGACCUUGUUCUAUGGUACUGUGAUCUCUAUGUAUAUGAGACCCCGGUCAGCCACAACUCCUGAUCGAGACAAGAAAAUAGCUGUUUUUUACAUUGUGGUCACUCCACUGCUCAACCCGAUAAUCUAUACCCUGAGGAACAAGGAGGUCCAUGAGGCAGUGGCCAAGGUGCUGCAGAAGGGAGCAUGGAACAAAAAAGACAAGCACUGA